Molecule: messenger RNA, 421 nt
Organism: Vanessa tameamea
Lineage: Eukaryota; Metazoa; Arthropoda; Insecta; Lepidoptera; Nymphalidae
Product: U6 snRNA-associated Sm-like protein LSm5
Exons: 1
Coding region: 91-378 (95 amino acids)
Biological process (GO): mRNA splicing, via spliceosome
Cellular component (GO): Lsm1-7-Pat1 complex; U4/U6 x U5 tri-snRNP complex; U6 snRNP
Molecular function (GO): RNA binding
Source: RefSeq, a predicted model, not a curated record
CAAUGCCAAAGACAGUAAGAACAGUUGAAUAGUGAGCUGUUAUUAUUCUAUUUACUUAAAUCAUUUAGUAUAUUCAAAGUUUUUCAAAUAAUGGCACAAGCAUUACCAAAUCCCAACACUUUGUUACCAUUGGAACUUGUUGACAAAUGUAUAGGAUCUAGAAUUCAUAUAAUAAUGAAAAAUGAUAAAGAAAUGGUGGGAACAUUGCAAGGUUUUGACGACUUCGUAAACAUGUUAUUAGAUGAUGUGACCGAAUAUGAAUCAACGCCAGAAGGACGAAAAAUUACGAAAUUAGAUCAGAUAUUGCUCAAUGGUAACAAUAUUGCGAUGUUAGUGCCGGGCGGCGAGAUGCCAGGAGAAUCUUAUGAUGGACAGUAAUAAAUAACAUUGUUGUAGAUUAAUAAACAUACAAAUAAGCAAA